This is a messenger RNA of Ornithodoros turicata, 864 nucleotides long. RefSeq names its product lysozyme-like. The transcript has 6 exons. Gene Ontology annotation, molecular function: lysozyme activity. The record is from RefSeq and is a predicted model, not a curated record. Lineage: Eukaryota; Metazoa; Arthropoda; Arachnida; Ixodida; Argasidae. The coding region runs from base 205 to 642 and encodes 145 amino acids.
CCCUGAUAUGAGAGCCCGUUUUUGACAAGUCGUCCGAGACGCGUUCCGGCGGAAAUCCCUUUGUGUCGCUCGGCACGUGCAAUGUCUGGUGUUUUCCACUUACGUCUGAGCUUCACUUCCUUCCCGCUGUUCGAUAGUAUAUAUGUACACACAUAGGGGUCCUUUACAUGAACGCGAACCACAGGUCUACGCGCAUCACACAAGAUGUCCGCAAACCGGCCCGUCGCAUGCCUCGUAGUCCUCUUGGUGGCAGUUAGCAUCGUGGAAGCAAAAGUCUACAAGAGAUGCGCGCUUGCGCAAGAACUGAAAAGCAGAGGAAUUCCAAGAAACCAGAUAGCCAACUGGGUUUGCAUCGCCCGCCACGAGAGCAACUACAACACCCGAGCACUGGGACGUCCGAAUCGUGAUGGCAGUAGGGAUCAUGGACUCUUUCAGAUCAACGACCGCUACUGGUGCAGCCCUCCUGGACCACAUAAUGAUUGCAGAGUGACGUGUUCUGCUCUGAGGGAUGACAAAAUCGCUGACGACGUCAAGUGCAUUCGCAAGAUAUACGCAAGGCAUGGAUUCUCGGCAUGGGUUGCUUGGAGAAACCGCUGCCGAGGAAAGAAUCUUAGCGGGUACGUCGCUGGAUGCAAGAUAUAAAAGAAAACCGCAGUUCUCGUGGCCGCGAAUGAGAGAUCUUCAUCAAUGCCUAAAGAAACGGCUUUGUAUAUAUAGGACCACGUGCUCGACGGCUAUGACUUGCUCUACACUCUAUCCUAAACCAAGACAACUUGUUGACAACAUGGGAACAAGAUGUUCAGUUUCAGCAUGUUUACGAUUCACUCAGCUUCAGGGAAUUGAGAGGAAGAAAUAAAGCUACAA